Molecule: messenger RNA, 2661 nt
Organism: Tarenaya hassleriana
Lineage: Eukaryota; Viridiplantae; Streptophyta; Magnoliopsida; Brassicales; Cleomaceae
Product: pentatricopeptide repeat-containing protein At1g08070, chloroplastic-like
Exons: 2
Coding region: 25-1908 (627 amino acids)
Biological process (GO): RNA modification
Molecular function (GO): protein binding; zinc ion binding; RNA binding
Source: RefSeq, a predicted model, not a curated record
CGAAAAAAAAAAUUCUCAUUCAUCAUGUUGAGGAAUCUGAAAAAUAGGGUUCAUGUUUCCAGUAACAAUGCAACGGUGCGAUUUUUCACUUGUUCAUCAGUUGCUGCAGUUUCUAAUAACUCCAACCCACAAACCCAUUUCGAGGAACAAACCCGAAACCAAUCCGGAUCUAAUGUCUCUGUCUCUCCGGACACUAGGGUUUACAUCUCCGCGGUUCUCAAUUGCAGAAACAUCUUCGACGUUAAGAAAAUUCAUGCCCAUGUGGUCGUUAAUGGCGUUUUCCAUGUUCUCGCGAUCGCGAACAAGCUGCUUUACAUGUACUCGCAGUUCAGAGCCGUAGCUGAUGCAAAGGCAUUGUUCGACGAGAUGAGUGUAAAGGACUCUGUUUCUUGGAGUGUCAUGGUUGGUGGGUUUUCGAAAUCCGGCGAUAUCUUAAGUUGUUUGAGGAUUUUCCGAUUGAUUAUUAGGUCAGGUUUGAAUCUUGAUAGCUAUACACUGCCUAUGGUGAUUAGGGUUUGCAGGGACAAGAAAGAUGUCGUUGUCGGUAGAUUGGUUCAUGAUGUUGCAUUGAAGUUCGGGUUGGAAUCAGAUCGAUAUGUUUGUGCUGCGUUUGUGGAUAUGUAUGCGAAAUGUGGGAUGAUCGAUGGCGCACGUAAACUGUUCGAUGAAAUGUCUCAAAGAGAUCUCGUGACUUGGACUGUGAUGAUCCGAGCUUAUGCGGAUUCCGGGAGGGCCGAUGAAUCGUGGCUUUUGUUUGAACGGAUGAGAAAUGAAGGGAUUGUUCCCGAUAACGUCGCGAUAGUGACAAUCGUCAAUGCCUGUGCGAAGCUCGGGGCUUUGAACAAGGCAUUGAUAAUUCAUGAUUAUAUACGAGGGAUGAUUUUCAAGUCGGGCGUGAUUUUGGGGACGGCAUUGAUCGAUAUGUAUGCAAAAUGUGGAGAUCUCGAUGCUGCAAGAGAGAUUUUCGAUUCGAUGCGGGAGAAAAAUGUUAUUUCUUGGAGCGCGAUGAUAGCUGCUUACGGGUAUCACGGGAAAGCUAGAAAGGCUCUUGAAUUGUAUCGGAUGAUGUCAAAAAACAGGAUAUCUCCCAAUGGAAUCACGUUUCUUUCGGUGCUAUAUGCUUGCAGCCAUUCGGGUUUUGUCGAAGAGGGCCUCGAGAUAUUUAACUCGAUGCAUGAUUAUGGAAUUACGGCAGAUGUGAAGCACUAUACUUGUAUGGUUGAUCUCUUGGGCCGAGCUGGUAGACUUGAUGAAGCCAGUAGAAUGAUUGAAGCUAUGACCGAUGAAAAAGACGAAACCCUUUGGUGUUCUUUCCUCGGGGCUUGUAGAAUUCAUAAGAACGUUGAAUUGGCCGAGAAAGCGGCCAAAUCCUUGCUUGAAUUACAACCACAGAACCCGGGUCACUACAUUUUACUAUCGAAUAUUUACGCAAAUGCGAGAAAAUGGGAUGAGGUUGCGAAGAUUAGGAAUUUGAUGAACCAGAGGGGAUUGAAGAAAAUCCCUGGUUAUACUUGGAUCGAAGCAGAUAAAAUUAUACACAGGUUUAGUGUUGGAGAUAGGACUCAUCCUAGAUCAAAGGAGAUUUACGAUAAACUCGGGAAUUUAACCGAGAAGCUUGAGCUUGCUGGCUAUAUCCCGGAUACGAAUUUUGUAUUGCACGAUGUGGAUGAGGAGGCUAAGGCCGGGAUGUUAUCUUUACACAGCGAAAAGCUUGCAAUUUCGUUCGGUUUGUUAGCCACUCCCGAGGGUAGUCCCUUGAGAAUCACAAAGAACCUUAGGGUUUGCGGUGAUUGCCAUACGUUCUGCAAAUACGUAUCGGAAAUUACGGGGAGGGAGCUUAUUGUAAGAGAUGCAAACCGGUUUCAUUGCUUCAAGGAAGGUUCUUGUUCGUGUGGAGACUAUUGGUGAACCAAUUCCAUCUUCUUGGGAGCAUCUUGCAAUGGCAACUUUUGGUUUCUCUGCGUGAAGCUUCUGGUUUUGGUCAUGAAACAUAGCAAGUGGAAACAUCACCUCUGGCAACUAAACAGGCAAAUGUUCCACAUUUCCUCCACCUUUUGUCUGUUUUCGGUGGAGAGCGGUCGUUAACCAUUGCCAUUAGGUGCUAGUUUCCAGACCGACAUUUCGUUCAUUCUCUGUAGAAUUCUGAAACGACUUUGUCUUAGGCCUGCAGGUCCAUAUACCAAAAGAUGCAAAAGCCUUCUUCUGCAUUUAGGAGUCGAUACAAGGAAAAAGGGUUUUGUGGGUGUCUCAUCGUGUUGGGUUUGUGAGGUAAAGCGCGAUCUCGGGUUAUGUCCCAAAGCCUCUCAUACAUACGCCAUUUUAGGGAAAUGCCCCUUUGGCCAUUUUUGGCCUGAUUUUCCAUUACUGUGAAACCUUUGGUUGGCCUUUUGGUGCUCUUUUUGCCUUUUGCAGGAAGAGUUUUGGCUUUCAUUUCUGGCAUCAAGCAAAUCAAAUGCCCUCCAUGACCAAAAUGCAAGUCCUAUCACAUCGAAUUAUUGACGAACAAAGAACAUAACCAAUAUUAUAACUUUAUUUUCUUAAAUACUAAAGAUUAUGCACUUUUUCUUGUUUAUAGAGAGAGAGAGAAAAGCACCUGUUCUAUGUUGUUGUCUUUGAAAAAAAAAUAUAUAUUUCAAAUUAUGAAAUUUGUCUGGUUUUUGA